GGGUACCGUUAAUGCUUUCAGAGCUCCGGUUUGAAGCUUUUCCGGUCAGUCAACGGCCCUCAGUCCACUUUUAAAAGCCCAGAAGCACUCUUUCUCCCUCCCUCUCACUUUCUCCACUCCCCCACUCUCUCAUCCGCCGCUUGCUAUUCCCUCGCUCCGCCGCGCGCAGCCCUUCAAUGGAGACCACGGCGGCCUCGGACGCGACCGACGGACCCGUCAUGAGCGUGAUAAACAAGCGCCUGCGCGCCCACCGGAAGAAGCUCAACCGCAUCCUCCAAAUGGAGGAGGCCCUUUCCCAGGGCAAGUCCCUCAACAAGGAGCAGGAGGAGGUCCUCCGGUCCAAGCCCUACUUCGUCGCCGCCAUCGACGAGCUCGAGAAGCUCCGCCCCCAGCUUUCCUCCGCCGUGCAGGAAGAGCUCCAGCUGUUCUCCACCAAGGCCGUCAGUACCGCCGAGAAGCCAAAACCUAGCGAAGGCGGUGACGAUGCCGUCGGGGUCGGGGAUCUUCUGAACCUACUAUACUUCGGAUCCAUGUUCGCGGUCAGCUCGCAGAGCGAUUACACCUCGACGAUGCUCAGGAGGACGCACGAGCGCGGGUGCUGCCUGACCUACGAUUACGUGACGGACGAUGACUCUGCUGAUCUGCUGGGGGAGAAAGAUUUGGACUUGAUUUCGAUGUUGAGCGGUCUGUUGAUCUCGAGGCCGGCAGAUUCGAGCUUUUCUCACCAGAACGCCUUGCAGCAGUGCAUCGAGCACGCAAAGCUGUGGCUUGCUAACUCGGACCAGCCUAUUGACCCAAAUUCUCCUGUAACUUAUGCGGCACUGAGAGAGAGGCUCAAUAGGAUUAUGGCUUCGGAUUAUUUCACGGCAAUGCCAGAGAUGAAGGCCCCCGUUGAGGUGGCGGCUGCAGCUUCCGCAGGGAACUAUGCUCCUGUACAAGUGCCAGUUCAAGGCCUGGAGGAGCCGGUGACAAUACCUCCUCAAAUGGAAGGGUCGGUUGCAGAGCAGCACGGGGACAAGGAUGAAAUGGCCGUUGAGUUUCAAAAGUAUGAAGAAGACGAUUUGCAGCCUAGUCCUACCAAGGACCCUAAGAAGGACGAAGCCGUUUGCGAAAACCCUCCGGAGUCCUCAGAUCAACAAGAAACUGUCUACUCACAGUUCGAAGAAGUGGAACCUAAUCAAAGAGAGAGAGAGUCGAAGGAUCACCAAUAUGCCCCUCGAAGGAACUACACGAGCCGGAGAGGUGGCCGAGGGGGAGGCAGGGGCGGCGGUCGCCGAGGUGGCAGCUACUAUUCUAAUGGUCGUGGCGGUCGAACUGGGGGAAGAGGCGGUGGGCCCUACCAAAAUGGUUCAUACUACGAUCAGUCUGGCGAUCAUUACCCGAGGAACUACUAUAACAACAAUCGGGGACGAGGAGGCAGCGGUAGAGGGGGUGGCUAUUCCUACAAUCACCCCCACCAGGGAGGGGCAGGGCCCCGAGGCAGCCAUGACGGUGCUGAUGUAGGAGUAGCCUCGUGAUAUUAGACAUGCGGUUUGAGUAGGGGAGUCUCAUUGCAGCUGUCUCGGCAGGGUUGGGUUGGCCUUCUCGGGUAUUUUCGGUCGUCCAGCUAAGGACUAUUCAUCACCAAAGAAUAGAUUAUGGCAUUAUGCAAGAACAUUUUGCUUAUAGUGAACUUUGGACGUUUCUUAUUUAUUCCAUGAGUUGCCAUGUCUAA
Punica granatum (pomegranate) is the source of this 1714-nucleotide messenger RNA. Lineage: Eukaryota; Viridiplantae; Streptophyta; Magnoliopsida; Myrtales; Lythraceae. The record is from RefSeq and is a predicted model, not a curated record.